AGUACAUACGACUAAUACGUAAACUAUAGUAAUUAUGAGUAGAUCUAGGUCCAGACGAAGUGAGGCAAUUGAAGUCGAAGAUGUAGCCACGGAAGACGUGAGACCACACAGAAGUUCAAGAUCUCGUAGACAAAAUUUGGCAGGUUUAGACCUCGACGUGGACAAAGAUGAAGAGUAUGGAGCAGACGAGACUUCUAAUGUUAAGGAAGAAGAAAACGAUGAAGAGGCUGUCAAUGGAGAGGAAUCUGAAGAAGAAGAAGAAGAAGAAUCAGGUGUAGUUAGUAAAAGAGGUAAAAAGAGAAAAGCACAAGUGGAUGAUGAGGAAGUGGAAGAAGGAGAGCCUGAGGAAGAAGAAGAAGAGGAAGAAGAAGAAGGUGAAGAAGAUGAAGAAGAAGAUGACGAUCCUGAUAAUGAUUCGAAGACUCAAGAGACUCGAGCACCUAAGAAACGAGGUAGAAAAAAGAUAAAGGUUGUUGUACUUGAAGAAGGAGUAUUUGAUGAAGAAGGUAAUCCAUUAAAUGUUACAAAUGAUGAAGUAGUUAUUGGACAUGAAGAUGCUAAAGGUAAAGAAAAAGUUGAUGAAUGGGGGAAUUUACAAGGAGGUCGAGAAUAUCGAAUGAAGACAUUUAAAGUAUUAGGUCAUGGUAAAAGACUUUAUAUGAUUAGUACUGAACCAGCAAGAUUAGUUGGAUUUAGAGAUUCAUAUCUUUUAUUUAAAACUCAUAGAUCAUUAUUUAAAAAAGUAUGUGAUAAUGAUGAAAAAAUGGAUUUAAUUGAUCGAGGAAUUAUUCCAAAUUCUUAUAAAGGUAGAUCAGUUAAUUUAGUUACUGCAAGAUCAAUUUUUAGAGAAUUUGGAGCUAAAAUGAUUAAAGGAGGUAAAAAAGUUAUUGAUGAUUUUUGGGAACAAAGAGCUAUUGAUAAUGGAGAUGUAUCAGGAGAAUAUGCUGAUCCAAGUGAAUUUUUAAAACCUCAAAAUUAUAGAUUAUCAAGUAUUCUUGGAGAUUCAAAUACUGGUGGAGGUUCAACUCCAUUAACUUCAACUCCUUUAGUUAAUUAUCAAACUGAUCUGGCUUGGUUAUAUAAAAUUGCAUCUCAAACUAGUGAAUUUAAUAGUAAAAUCUUAGAACAAAGAACUCCAACUUUAAGAGGUAUUAAAGAUGUUUAUUCAAAUUUAACUUUUUAUCCUGCUAAUACUCAACCUACAAAAGCAGUAAUUAAUAGAAUUGGUGAUUCUGAUAAUUUAAAUUAUACAACUAAUAUUGUUAUACUGAAUCUUAACAAACGAGUUACUGGUCUUAAACAUAUUCCUAAGGAAAUAUUUGCUGAUGUAGAUGAAGAUAUUAAACAGGCUAUUAUAGAGCAACAAAAAUUUGAAGCUGAUAAGUUUUAGGGUGUAUAAUUAACAGUGUAUUAAAGUACUA
Molecule: messenger RNA, 1421 nt
Organism: Scheffersomyces amazonensis
Lineage: Eukaryota; Fungi; Ascomycota; Pichiomycetes; Serinales; Debaryomycetaceae
Gene: NPL6
Product: Npl6p
Exons: 1
Coding region: 35-1390 (451 amino acids)
Cellular component (GO): nucleus; RSC-type complex
Molecular function (GO): chromatin DNA binding
Source: RefSeq, a predicted model, not a curated record